Molecule: messenger RNA, 1549 nt
Organism: Malania oleifera
Lineage: Eukaryota; Viridiplantae; Streptophyta; Magnoliopsida; Santalales; Ximeniaceae
Product: light-inducible protein CPRF2-like
Exons: 6
Coding region: 98-1396 (432 amino acids)
Biological process (GO): regulation of DNA-templated transcription
Molecular function (GO): DNA-binding transcription factor activity
Source: RefSeq, a predicted model, not a curated record
AAAGAGGAUAAUACCGCUAGAAACACCUUAACAUUUCCCAUUAAAGGAAUUAUAUGACACGCAGAGUGGGAGAGAGAGAGAGAGGGAGAGGGAGAGAAUGGAUAGGGUGUUCUCAAUGGGUGAAAUUUCCGAUCAGUUCUGGUCAUCGCCGCGGAUCCACUCAUCAUCCUCGAAGUUAUCGUCGUCGUCGACGGAAGAAUCAUCCAAAAUGAACCGCAGCGAGUCCGAAUGGGCCUUCCAACGGUUCAUUCAAGAGGCUUCGGCCUCACAGCUGAGUUCUCCACCUGCCGCCGCCGCCCCUUCUGCUGCGGCUAGUUCUUCGACGAAGGCUGGAAAUGACGUCUUCGAGAUCAACAACGGCCAUCGACAAGCAACGACGUUGCUUAGCUGCCCGCCGCCGAACAUUCCGGCAGACUCGGAGGAAUACCAGUCGUUUCUCAAAAGUCGUCUCAAUCUGGAAUGCGCCGCUGUGGCUUUUACUAGGGGUUCUCUUGGAAAACAUCAGAAUUCUGCUGCUUUAGCUGACAAUGGAUUGCAGGCUUCCAGCUCUUCAGCUUUAGGACCCCAGGCCCCAUCUAAAGGAUCUGGGUGCGAUUUGUCAAGGACACAAGAUAAGGAUAUUGGUGGACCGCCUUCCUUACCUGCCGCACAGAAGAAGUCUGGAGCUCAAGUGAGGCAAACCACAAGUGAGUCAUCGAGAGAACAAUCAGAUGAUGAUGAACUUGAAGGGGAAACAGAAACAACUGGGAACAUGAACCCUGCUGAUGCCAAACGUGUAAGGAGAAUGCUUUCAAAUAGAGAGUCAGCCAGGCGAUCAAGGAGGAGGAAACAGGCUCAUUUAACUGAACUUGAGACACAGGUUUCUCAACUAAGAGUCGAAAAUUCUUCCUUAUUAAAGCGCUUCACUGAUGUGACCCAAAAGUACAAUGAAGCAGCUGUUGACAAUAGAGUUUUAAAAGCUGAUGUUGAAACAUUGAGAGCUAAGGUCAAAAUGGCUGAAGAGACUGUGAAAAGAGUUACCGGAGUUACCGGAUUGAAUCCACUGUUCCAAGCAAUGUCUGAGAUUUCUUCAGUGAGCACAUCUUCGUUCGAUGGAAGCGCUUGCAACUCAGCAGCUGAUGCUACUGUUCCCGUGCAUGAUGAUCCCAAGCAGCAUUAUUAUCAUAAGCCUGCCUCUAAUAAUCCCAUGCCCUGUCUUGACCCUCUGGUUAACAAUGGUCUAUCAGAUGUUUCUUCGGUUGAAAAUGGGCAGCAAAAUACUUCAGCCGGGGCUGCUGCCGGGGGCAAUAUGAGCCGAACUGCUUCCAUGCAGCGGGUGGCUAGCUUGGAGCAUCUGCAGAAGCGGAUCCGGGGGGGCACCAGUCCGUCUGGACCGCAGUCCACUGGAGAGCAGUAAUAACAGAAGAACCAAAUUCUGAAGUCAGCUUCGCUGAAGUAAUUCUUUAUGAAUAUAUUAAUGUUGCAAUUCUCCAUUUUAACAUAUUUAUGCAAAUAUUCCCAUUCUUUGUUUAAAUAAAUUGCAAUUUAGACUCUGGUUGCUUACCUUCAA